AUGGGCAGGUGCCCAUUGCGGCCAAUCCUUUUGCUUCUGGUGUUAUUACAAACCUUUACCUUCGUUGUUUCGUUUAAUAUCCGGGUUCCUCAAACUUCUGCAACCAUUUUUGUUCCAAUUACUGUGACAUGGUCGCUUAGCAAUGGAGAUCCAACGUCGUUCGGGCUCAUGGAGAAGGAUGUUGAUGAUGGCACAAUCGGCUCGGUGGUCGCUGUAAAUGCAGGUUCUUCAUCUGUUGGAAACGCAGAAUUGACAUUUGUGAAGGCUGGGAUUAACACUGUCUCAGGCAGUAUGUUAUUCAAGGGAUUCUGCAACUGUCUCUUGCGCCAGGCGAAACUCCUGAGCCAACCGGUGGUGCACCUCAAAUCGGGGUGGUUGAAAAUACGAGUUUGA
Messenger RNA from Lentinula edodes (shiitake mushroom), 393 nucleotides. RefSeq lists its product as uncharacterized. The coding region runs from base 1 to 393 and encodes 130 amino acids. The transcript has 4 exons. NCBI's taxonomy places the organism in Eukaryota, Fungi, Basidiomycota, Agaricomycetes, Agaricales, Omphalotaceae. The record is from RefSeq and is a predicted model, not a curated record.